CAUUGAUAUUUAAAGUAUCCACCAUCUGUACUUCCAUUAUGGCGCCCCCUGCUGGAUCUAACUGCUCUACUGCAGCUCUAUUUUCUGAUUAAAUCAGACUCUACUAGACUGGACAUUUCAUUGAUCUAAAAUGUAUUGACUGAGCUUCUCAGAAGACAAACAGAUAUUAGGUGACUGUAAACUGAAAUGUUGUCGCUCUCAUAUUAUUGACUCAUAAUAUUAUAUACUAUGUCUAGAUGGACUGUUUGAAGGCACUCUUCUUCUUUCCUCCAUUAGAUAAAAUCAACCUAAAGAUGUGUACAUAAUGUAUAUAUUCUAAUUCUACUACUCAAAGGUAUGUUCAAAAAAUUUCAGCUUUUUGAUGGUAAAUCUAUUACUGCUUUUCAUAACCCUACACCUGCCAAUGUGAUCUUCUCACUUCUCCGUGAUCAGGUGACUUAAAUGACUUGUGUGUCUUCGUCGCAUCACGACAUACUGUAAAGUGCGUGGUGGCAUUAGCUGUGUGUACAAGAUUAGGCAGCACACACACAGCUUAGUUUAAGUGUUACUUACUGCUCUCUGCUUCUUCACUCUGCAGCCGGUGAACUCCGCUCUACUGGGACAGCUUCUAAUGGCUUCAUGUCUGUCGACUUUGCAAAAAUGAGGAUGUACAGUAUAUAAUGUUGCUGGACAUUAAUAUGACUUAGACUCAGUGCCCAGAUCCGUCUGCAGUUUUUUCCACAGAAACUGGUUGCAUCCAAAGAUGGACACCAAGAGGUUAUAUCCACUGUUGUUGUUGCUGUUGCUUGGGUCCUUCCAAAGAGCCAUUUCUCAGUUUCCUGGAUGGAUUGGUGAGGUGGAAGGUAGUGGUGAGACAGAAUGGAAUCCCCAACCAGAUUUCAUAGACGACUUCUAUUGGACCGGGUCAGCGCCCCUUUGUUUAGGAGGCUGUAAGUCGCGACACGAGGAGCUGAGGAGAGAUCGCUGUGGAGACUCAAGCUGCUGCUGGCUCGGCUACAAGUCCCUGUGCAGAGUGACCUGUGGGAGGCCAGAUGUGGACUAUAAUGGUGUCGUUUAUGGCGACGACUGGUGGGUUGGCUCUGUGGUGAGGUACUCCUGUCGCUCUGGCUUCAUGAUGGUGGGAAACCCGACCAGAACUUGCCUGCUGAACGGCCUCUGGACCCCGAAGCCUACCUGCCUCAGAAUGUGUGAGCGGGGACGCAUCGAAGUCAGCGAGAGGGAGCUAAAUGGGACGUGCAACUCCACCUGUGUGUACAAGAGCUACUUCGGCCCACCCAAAAAAGGCUGCAGUCGGCUAGACAACUGCAGGAAGAAGGACACCGGCUGGAAGCGGUUCUUUUCACAGUGCAUCCCUUGCAUUUGUGACUGCUCUAUAUCAUGUGCAUCUAAAGGAUAAAGCACUAUGUUGACUGUACAGUGAGACGUCAGAUGAAGAAGGAAUACACAGACAGCUUGUACAGCGCAGAGCCACGCUGUGUGUUUCUGCUGCUUCAUCCAAUUGUGGGGACUAAUCAGUGGACUAAAACCUGGAUGUUUUUAGACAUUAUUUGUAAUCUCUCCAACACACUGAAGACUACAAUUUCUCCUCGGGUUCUAUAUAUGGGAUUUUACACUAUGACGAGAAGAUUUCGGUGCCUGCAGGUUCAAAUCCCUCCGAGUCAACGGUGAAUUAUGAACAAAGCAGAACUGCUAAAUUCAGUCAAUCUGUGUGAUGUGAGGAGGAGACAGGGUCAGAAAAGAAAAGACAAGCGGGGUGAAUUUUAAAUCAGUCUGAGAGGCUGUGUCAAAUAUUUAUUGGAAUUAUUAUUAUAUAUUAAUUAUUUAAAAUAAAAAACGUUUGACCUGAA
Sebastes umbrosus (honeycomb rockfish) is the source of this 1847-nucleotide messenger RNA. Its product is annotated as CUB and sushi domain-containing protein 3. Bases 743 to 1396 code for a protein of 217 amino acids. The transcript is spliced from 5 exons. Lineage: Eukaryota; Metazoa; Chordata; Actinopteri; Perciformes; Sebastidae. The record is from RefSeq and is a predicted model, not a curated record.